Messenger RNA from Crotalus tigris (Tiger rattlesnake), 2068 nucleotides. It is a transcript of the gene ATP6V1F, whose product is annotated as ATPase H+ transporting V1 subunit F. The transcript has 2 exons. The record is from RefSeq and is a predicted model, not a curated record. Bases 51 to 410 code for a protein of 119 amino acids. Gene Ontology annotation, molecular function: protein binding; proton-transporting ATPase activity, rotational mechanism. Lineage: Eukaryota; Metazoa; Chordata; Lepidosauria; Squamata; Viperidae. Gene Ontology annotation, biological process: proton transmembrane transport. Gene Ontology annotation, cellular component: proton-transporting V-type ATPase, V1 domain; membrane.
CGCGAGAGGAAAGUCAGCUGCUUUUGCUGUUCCACCUCUUUGGCGCGAUUAUGGCGGGCCGGGGGAAGCUGAUCGCCGUCCUGGGCGACGAGGACACGGUGACCGGGUUUCUGCUGGGCGGCGUGGGGGAGCUGGACAAGCACCGGCGCCCGAACUUCCUCGUGGUGGAGAAGGAAACGGCGCUGGCCGAGAUCGAGGAGGCCUUUCGGGGCUUCCUGGCCCGCGAGGACAUCGGCAUCGUCCUCAUCAACCAGUUCAUCGCGGAGAUGAUCCGCCACGUCAUUGACGCGCACACCAAGUCGUUGCCCGCCGUGCUGGAGAUCCCGUCCAAGGAGCACCCCUACGACGCCUCCAAGGACUCCAUCCUACGCCGGGCCAAGGGCAUGUUCACUGCCGAAGACCUGCGGUAGGUGGCCUGGAGAGUCCACUCCCGACCCGGGCCGACUUCUACUACUUCGCGGUGGUCACCUCUUCCUCUGCCUCUCCUCGUGUUGCCUUCCGGUUCUUCACCUUCCGCUCCUCGUCGUGCGGAGGAACGCGUCUGCGUUGGAGACUUCUCCUUCGGCCCUUUUGAGCGUCCAGGCUGCUGUUCCUCCCCUCCCGUUGACCUCAUUGGAGUCAGGAACCACGGAAGAACCCUGGUUCUAAGCGCGGCUGGCUGGGGGAUUCUGGGAGUUUGACGUCCACAGGUCUUCCAGUGGCCAAGAUGGAGCGUGAGGUUCCACCAUCCAAUCUGGGGUUUCUCAACCUCGUAAGAUGGGUGGACUUCAACGCUGGUGGUGUGGUGCCCACUUCCCUUUCAUCUGGGGUGCUUUGGAGAAGACACCUCCCUCUCCAUUUUCUCCAUGGGACCCAGGUUGCGUCCCCCAUAUUUCUCUGGGGCCAGAAUUGUCCUGGUUGCCUUUCCAUGUCCUACUUUGAUCCUUGUUCUUCACCAGCAGUUAUGCUCCUCAACACAGAUCUAGAACAGGGGUCUUCAAACUUGGCCCUUUGAUGACUUGUGGACUUCAACUCCCAGCAUACACGUGCCUGGCUGAGGAAUUCUGGGAGUUGAAGUCCACAAGUCAUCAGAGGGCCAAGUUUGAAGGCCCCUGAUUUAGCGGUACUUCAGCCCAAGUUCUCUGUUUCUUCUCCCUGUCCUCCUACUUCCUGCUAUUUAAGCCCUUUCCUUGAGGAUGGAACCCCCCAAAUGGGUUUGAAGUUAAGCUGGGAUAUCCUGGCUUGAUGCCUUGGAGAAGCUGGUCUGUCUGUCUGUUUCCUAGUGCAAUACCCAAACAUCUGUCUCCCAGAGGAUUUACAAUCCAGAUGAAAAUUGUUCCAAAGUUUUGCCUCCCUUCCAAGGACCGAGGUUGUCCCCUUGACCGUGGGUUGGCUAGAAGGAAGUUCUCCUCCGAUGAACCAUUUUGAGUCUUCUUCAGCCUGGCUCCUGGUUUCCCAGCCUUGGCUGCUUGAAGAUGGGUGAGUGUGGACUUCAACUCCCAGAAUUCCUCAGCCAGCAGGAAUUCUGAAUGUGGCUGGCUGGGGGAUUCUGGGAGUUGUCGUCCAUACAUCUUCAAGUGGUUAAGGUUGAAAUUCCACAAUCCAAGUUGGUAUUUCUCAACUUUAGCCACUUGAAGAUGCGGGACUUCAACUCCCAGAAUUCCCUAGGCAGCAGGGUUCUUAAGCAUGGCUGGCUAGGGAAUUCUGGGAGUUGAAGUCCAUACGUCUUCCAAGUGGCCACGGUUGACGUUGCACAAUCCAAUUUAGUGUUCUCAAUGUCAGCCCACUUUCAGAUGUGUGGAUUUCAAGGCUGGCUGGGGAAUUCUGGGAGUUGAAGUCCACGCCUCUUAAAGUGGCCGAGUUGAGAAACCCUGGCUUAGGGGCUUCACAUGGCUCAUCUGGGGGGUGUCUGGGGGGUCUAGGCCCCCAAACUGGAAGAGUCCGAUCCUCUUUUUCAACCCUACGCUGCCUACAGAGUGAUAUCUACUAGCAGUUGCAAUGUCUGGUGUCUUGGAAGCAACCUUGUCUGUUAAUGGAAGCAACUUGGUCUGUCGGCUGGAAGAAUUUAAUAAAACUGAUUUCUCUUUGA